GCUCCCGCCAGCCCAAGGCCGAGGAAAUGGCCGCCCGUGCCGCCCGCUUCCACCCCUCCCGCGGCCCGGGGAGGGCUCGGCGGCGGCGGGAGGGGCGGAGCUGCGCGUCAUGGCCGCCCGCCGCCUCCCGCCGGGCGCGCUCUCCCUGAAGCAGUUCCUGAGGCGACAGCAGGUUCUUCAGUUAUACAAGAAGAUCCUGCGGGCUAUUCGCGACGUCCCUGAUGAAGCAGAUCGUCACUAUCUGAAGGACUGGGCCAGGGAGGAAUUCAGGAGAAAUAAAGAUGCUACAGAAGAGGAUGCAAUCAGGAUGAUGAUUACUCAAGGCAACAUGCAACUUCAAGAACUUCAGAGAACAAUUAAACUGGCAAAAUCUUGAUCUUAAGUUUGUUGACAGCUAGACUUCCAUCUGCUGUGAACAAGCAUAGUAUUUUUUCCAAAAUGUGGUUAUAAUAGCAGCCUUUGCUGACAACCUGGUAAUGUUUGAAGGUGGAACCUACCACAGUGGGGUUGUUUGCUUUUUCACCUUCCUUUUCUUGGUUUUAUUACCGUCCCAUGUGGAAAUCGCUCAGACACAAAGGACUGUAAAGAGAUGAAUGGAUGAUGUAGCACAUGCUAUGGGAAAGGCAGAAAGCACCAAAAAUUACAACAGCAGUGUUAUGCCAGGGAAAUGGAAAAUAAAUAUAAACUGUAUUAUUUUGUCUGUUUUCUAUUGUGGCAACUCUUAAGUAGUAACAGCUCUUUCUGUACUGUGCUAAGGAAAAAAAGCAUUUGAGAUAAACAGGGGCUCAAAACAAACACACAAAACAUUAGGAAAAUGUUCUGUAUGUAGAUACUGAUUUUCAGUUAUAGCCGAAUAAAACUUACAGAGACCUCCCCUUUUAUGAGAUAUUUUAGCCCUAGAAACAGUUAGUACCUUCAAGUUAGUGUUUAAAAGUCAAUAUAAAGUAGAAUUAUGGACAGAAAAUACUAACCUCAAAUAUUGUGGUCUGUUUUUCCAAAUGUUGUAUUACUCUGCUUUUGUUAGCUUGCAGCUGUCUUACACAGAAUCACAGAAUUGUCUAGGUUGGAAAAGAUCUUGAAGA
Messenger RNA from Athene cunicularia (burrowing owl), 1082 nucleotides. It is a transcript of the gene LYRM2, whose product is annotated as LYR motif containing 2. Lineage: Eukaryota; Metazoa; Chordata; Aves; Strigiformes; Strigidae. The transcript has 3 exons. Gene Ontology annotation, cellular component: mitochondrion. The record is from RefSeq and is a predicted model, not a curated record. The coding region runs from base 110 to 376 and encodes 88 amino acids.